Messenger RNA from Nerophis lumbriciformis (worm pipefish), 2954 nucleotides. It is a transcript of the gene tyw2, whose product is annotated as tRNA methyltransferase 12 homolog. NCBI's taxonomy places the organism in Eukaryota, Metazoa, Chordata, Actinopteri, Syngnathiformes, Syngnathidae. Gene Ontology annotation, cellular component: cytoplasm. The record is from RefSeq and is a predicted model, not a curated record. Gene Ontology annotation, molecular function: tRNA methyltransferase activity. Gene Ontology annotation, biological process: tRNA methylation; wybutosine biosynthetic process.
UCGAAUGUAGUUCCGACAUCUAUAAAUACAAACGUUUCAAUGCUGAUACGUUAGUAGCCACUUCUGGAGUAUUUCGACGGUAGAUAUAUUGAUUUUGGAUUGAAUGGAUGCGGUACCUUGAACGGAUGCGGUACCUUGAAUGGAUGCGGUACCUUGCCUCCGUGUGCCUAAGUGCGAUGCACAGGAAUUCAGACAACAACUUCUGUCCCGAACCUUCCUGGACCGAGGCUUUGGUUUAGUAAAAGAGUCGACUGGGACUGUUCUUCUGCCAAUUGUACCCUGGUGUUUACCACAAGUUGAUGUGACACCUCCAGGCGGUAGCUGUCAACUCGUUUGGUGUCAGUCUUCUCUGCUGAAAAAGAAGGAGAAAGGCAGGAGGAGAGACAAUAAACUAGAAGAAGUCCUCCUUGAGCUGUUGGAAUCUCAUGGAGAAAGAUGGACGGAGGAGCUGAGAAUAGAUCUGCCUCGCAGCUUCCAGCGACAUGGAGACUUGGUCCUGCUGGGGCACAACUGUUUCUUGGCCCCUCCUUGGAAGAAAAUAGACAAGCAGCUAUGGCGGGCUGUAGCCAAAGGCCUGGGGGCCAAACGCCUGGCAAGGAUGAGUGGAAUAUGCAGCGACGGGUACAGGUCUCCCAAAGUGACCAUGCUCUUGGGAGAACACAGCUGGGUUGAACACGUGGACAAUGGCAUCACAUAUGAGUUUGAUGUCACCAAAUGCAUGUUUUCAGCUGGGAAUAUAUCAGAGAAGCUGCGUGUUGCUGGAUUCGACUGCAGGGGCGAAACUGUGGUUGAUUUAUAUGCAGGUAUAGGAUACUUCACACUUCCAUAUUUGGUACAUGCGGGCGCAGCACAUGUGCACGCCUGCGAGUGGAACCCGCAUGCGGUCCAAGCGCUACACAAGAAUCUUGUGAUCAAUGGAGUACAUGACCGCUGCACAGUUCACCCGGAGGACAAUCGACAAGUUCAGCUGGGCAGUGUUGCAGACAGAGUCAACCUGGGCCUCAUACCCACCUCUGAAGACGGCUGGCCAGUGGCAUGUCGCCUUCUGAAGAAAACUACUGGUGGUAUUUUACACAUUCAUCAAAACGUUACAUGGCCUGGAGUAAUAACUGAUGAGUGGGGCGUACGCGGGAAGAGAGAGGCGUGGCAGGCCUGGGCGGCUGAUGCUGCAAGCCGCGUCGGCUCUCUUUUGAAGGAACUCACUUCUAAACCGUGGACAACAAGCAUCCAACACAUUGAGGCCGUGAAGUCGUAUGCGCCUCAUGUUCACCAUGUGGUGCUGGACUUGGAGUGCAGACCUUCUUGACCACCUUGGAUACAAUGCCAUUCAUGCACAGUAUCAAAAAACUCUGACAUACAUUGUGCUUGUCCAGGACUUGGGCUGUCAAUUUUUGGGCACCAAACCAUUCCAUUCCAUUGUUAGGGUUCAGAAUGGAUUCUUGGUUCAAAAUCUUUCCUUUUUUUAAUAACACAGGGUGCCAGUUCUAUGGCACAAGUGGCAAAAAAGAGUGAGAAAGUUGAGGAGUGCUCAUCAAAGACUUAUUUGGAACAUCCCACAGGUGAACAGGCUAAUUGGGAACAGGUGGGUGCCAUGAUUGGGUAUAAAAGCAGCUUCCAUGAAAUGCUCACUCAUUCACAAACAAGGAUGGGGCGAGCGUCACCACUUUGUCAACAAAUGCCUGAGCAAAUUGUUUAAGAACAACAUUUCUCAAGCAGCUAUUGCAAGAAAUUUAGGGAUUUCACCAUCUACGCUCCGUAAUAUCAUCAAAGGUUCAGAGAAUCUGGAGAAAUCACUGCACGUAAGCCAUGAUAUUACUCAGGUGGUACUGCAUCAAAAAGCCACAUCCGUGUGUAAAGGAUAUCACCACGUGGGCUCAGGAACAAUUUAAGUACAACUUAAGCUGUACAUCAAGCAAGAAUGGGAAAGAAUUCCAGUUCAAAAAUGUGUCUCCUCAGUUCCCAAACCUUUACUGAGUGUUGUUAAAAGGAAAGGCUAUGUAACACACUGGUAAAAAUGCCUUUUUUGCAAUGUGUUGCUGCCAUUAAAUUCUAAGUUCAUGAUUAUUUGCAAAAAAAAAAAAAGUUUCUCAGUGUGAACAUGAAAUAUCUUGUCUUUACAGUCUAUUCAAUUGAACAUAAGUUGAAAAGGAUUUGCAAAUCAUUCUUUUUAUUUACCAUUUACACAACGUGACAACUGCCCUGCGAUGAGGUGGCGACUUGUCCAGGGUGUACCCCGCCUACCGCCCGAAUGCAGCUGAGAUAGGCUCCAGCAACCCCGAAAGGGACAAGCGGUAGAAAAUGGAUGGAUGGAUGAACAACGUGACAACUUUACUGGUUUUGGGGUUUGUAGAUCAUCUACAUCAACAAUAUGAUUUGUCUGAGUGGCUGGACAGGACAGAUUGAAAUUUUAUUUUUUAUCAUUUGUUUUGAAUAAAUUAAGAAUCAUUACAAAUAAGAGUUGCAAAUAAUCUGAAAAUCAAUUUUUUGACACCCCUAUCUAGGACCACGCAGUUUAAGUUUAUUUAGGUGAAUAACUUGUGCCUUUUUAACAAAAUUACCUAUUUUCUACCACAGAUUUAAAGGGGUUUUAUGUUUUUUUUCUAUAUUUAAAACACGUCCUUGUGGUCUACAUAACAUGUGAUGGUGGAUCUUUGGUCAACAUUUUGCUUAGAUGAUGUUAUACAGACCGUUUUCAAGCCGCCUUCACCCCGCCAUCUUUGUUGAAGUUUUUAGCUUUUCCAUGGCGAGUUUAUUGACAUUUUAAUUUCAAAAUAUACGCUUCUUCAUAUUAGAAAUGGUAGCAUCGGAGGAUGUAUGUGCAGAGAAAGUAUGAAGCAAGGCAAGAUUGUUUUAUAUAUAUCUUUGCAAGGCCUCUAUGGUUGGAUGUCACAUUUUCAAGACUGACGCAGAUCCAAAUACACAAAAACAGGUACCAGUUGGUCAAUCCAAUUGUU